This is a messenger RNA of Aedes albopictus (Asian tiger mosquito), 1032 nucleotides long. RefSeq lists its product as uncharacterized. Gene Ontology annotation, cellular component: nucleus. Bases 1 to 1032 code for a protein of 343 amino acids. The transcript has 2 exons. The record is from RefSeq and is a predicted model, not a curated record. Lineage: Eukaryota; Metazoa; Arthropoda; Insecta; Diptera; Culicidae. Gene Ontology annotation, biological process: chromatin remodeling.
AUGCCGGCGGGCGGAACCGAACACGGUCGGAUACGUCUGGAUAGUAAUGUUAUGAUAGACGGGGAUACCAUCCAGGUGGUUAGGGGCCGUUUCUUCAACUACAGCAUCAUCAACGUCCACUGCCCACACGAAGGGAGACCCGAUGGCGAGAAAGAAGCGUUCUACGCGCAGUUAGAGCAAACAUACCAUGGUUGCUCGCCGCGUGACGUGAAAAUCGUUGUCGGCGACAUGAACGCGCAGGUAGGAAGGGAGGAAAUGUACAGACCGGUAAUCGGGCGAAGCAGCCUGCACGCCGUAUCGAAUGAUAACGGCCAGCGAUGCGUAAACUUUGCAGCCUCCCGUGGUAUGGUAGUCCGAAGCACCUUCUUCCCCCGCAAAAAUAUCCACAAAGCCACCUGGAGAUCACCCGACCAUCAAACAGAAAACCAAAUCGACCACGUUCUAAUCGACGGUAAAUUCUUCUCAGAUAUAAUCAACGUCCGCACAUACCGCAGUGCGAAUAUAGAUUCGGAUCACUACUUAGUCGCUGUAUGCAUGCGCUCAAAACUUUCGACAGUUAUCACCACGCGUCGAAGUCGAACGUCGCGGCUCAACAUCGAGCAACUUCGUAACGUAGAAGUGGCUCAAGAUUACGCGCAGCAGUUAGCAGUGGCCCUACCAACGGAAGAGCAGCUUGGCGCAGCUACACUUGAAGAUGGCUGGAGGGACAUCCGAUCCGCCAUAGGUAGUACCUCGGCUACAGCACUAGGCUUCGCGACUCCGAAUCACAGAAACGACUGGUACGACGGCGAAUGUGAACAGUUGAAAAACGAGAAGAAUGCAGCAUGGGCGAGAAUGCUGCAACACCGUACGAGAGCGAAUGAGGCACGUUACAAACAGGCGCGGAACAGGCAGAACUCAGUCUUCCGAAUGAAGAAGCGCCAGCAGGAAGAACGAGAUUGCGAAGCGAUGGAAGAGCUGUACCGCGCUAAGGACACACGAAAGUUUGGUCUACUGGCGAAACUGCUGCUGCUGUUGCCGGCUGCCGACUGA